Erinaceus europaeus (western European hedgehog) is the source of this 263-nucleotide messenger RNA. Its product is annotated as acyl-CoA-binding protein-like. Lineage: Eukaryota; Metazoa; Chordata; Mammalia; Eulipotyphla; Erinaceidae. Gene Ontology annotation, cellular component: mitochondrion. The transcript has a single exon. The coding region runs from base 1 to 222 and encodes 73 amino acids. Gene Ontology annotation, biological process: fatty acid metabolic process. The record is from RefSeq and is a predicted model, not a curated record. Gene Ontology annotation, molecular function: fatty-acyl-CoA binding.
AUGUCUCCGACUGACUUUGAAAAAGCUGCUGAGGAGGUGAAGAACUUCAAGACCAAACCAAACGAUGAGGAGAUGCUGUUCAUCUACAGCCGCUACAAACAAGCAACUGUAGGUGAUGUGAAUACAGAACAAGCUGGGAUGUGGGACUUAAAAGGCAAGACCAAGUGGGACUCCUGGAAUGAGAUAAAAGGAACUUCCAAGGAAGAUGCCAUGAAAGCUUAAAACGACCAAGUCGAAGAGCUAGAGAAAAAAUAUGGAGUAUA